CGCCCCCCUCGGCGAGAGAGAUGAUUCUUUAGAAGAAAUCGCUCCAUCACUCACUCAUUUCCCGUGUUAAUCGGGCUUGUGCAAUUUUGCGUGUGCGAUUUCACUGUGAUUUUCUUCUAGUUCGUUCGACAAACAGGUUGUGAUUUUGCGGAAUGGAGAACAGACAGACUGAGGCUCAGCAGGCGGAAGCAUCGGAAAUGGCCGACUUGGAGAACAUCGGUGUCACCGUCGAGCUGCACGUUUACGAUUUGACCAAAGGGCUGGCUGCCACUUUGUCACAAAUGCUGCUUGGAAAGCAUCUAGAUGGCGUUUGGCACACGGGCAUCGUAGCUUACGGCAGGGAAUACUUUUUUGGAUCCGGCGGAGUCCAGAGCGUCCGGCCGAGCGGCACCGUGCUCGGCCAGCCGGACCGGAUAGUCAAUUUGGGCGACACCUUCAUCCCUUACGAGGUCUUUCUCGACUACGUCCUUGGCCUGGGCGACAGCACCUUCAGGGCUGACGACUACGAUUUGUUCCGGCAUAACUGCAACACAUUCUCAAACGAAGUCAGUCAGUUUCUCUGCGGCACCGAGAUCCCAAAGUACAUCAUCGAUCUGCCCCAAGAGAUUCUAAACACUCCUCUUGGUGCUGCAAUCCAGCCGCUGCUUGACAGUUUGGGUGGCAACUCUCGUCGGUCAACCUCCGUGCUCAAUCCGAGCGCAGACCUUGGCAUCCUCAGCUUCUUGGCACCGCCGGUCCAGCCGAGUUACUUGCAGCAGCAACAACAGGUCGAACCACCUGCCAGGGAAUUCGAACUAAACACACAAGAGCUUUGUCGAACGAACCGGGUUUCGUUCAUCGAGCCGAACAACGAGGAGCAGAGCCACAAGAAGGAGAAGAAGAAAAAGCGGAAGAAGGAAGGACACAGGAGCAGGAAGCAGGGCAGCAGCAUGGCGGACAGCGAAUCGCAGAACGGCUCCGACGAGGUCAUCGAGGCGCCCCCAGAGCCCAAAGAAAAGUCCGGCCGCGACGCUGAGAAGUCGGUAGCCGAAUUCGAAGAGCAGGAGCGACAGGAGACCGAGGCCAAAAAGAAACAGAGAGAACCACCCAUAAUCUUCAAAGACCUGGUCGAUCUCCAAGCCGAAUUCGACGGUUUGGUCGAUUUGAUCGCCGGAGUUCUCACUCCCGAGGAGCAACAGUCGAUGGAGGAGCUGCACCAAUACAUGCUUGAAGACGAAGGUUCCUGGGCGCUUGGAGACAGUUUCCUCAACUUUGUUGGUCGUAUUCUGCACGACAAGUCAUUAAAAUCGGAAGCCCGAGUGAAGCUGCUGAACAUUCUGGCCGUGGCCGCGCUGAAAGACGACGUCAUCCUGAUGCUUCACCAGGACAGGCGUGAACACAUCCUCAUGAACUUCGCUCAGGACAUCGACAGGGUUCCCCUUGAGGAGCAGUUGUCUCUGACCCUUUUCUUUGCCAACUUGUUCGAGAACCUGAGCAGCUCGGAGUGGCUGCUGUACAUUUCCGAGUGGCAGUACUGCAACAACACCCUGAGCAACAUCAGGGUGACCACCAAGGUGGCGGUCAACUCGCUGCUGUCCGAGAACACGACGCUGCAGGACAGGGGCUCGGCCAUCUUGCACAACCUGGCCUGCAAGGAGAAAAUGAGCAAAAGGCAAAGCCUGCGUAAGAUUCUGCCGCCAGGCAGCGUUUCAAAGGUGUUCGACGACGUGGCCGUGGAGCUGACGAUGGCGCUGCUGCAGUACUUCAACAGCAACCCUCCCGAAGAGAAUUUGUACCGGUGCAUGAAGGCGCUGCACCGCUUCUGCCAGAUCUCCGCGCAAGAUGUGCCGCAGUUGGUGCAGAUGAUCGGACCCGAGCCGAGCAAGUUCAAGGGCACCUCCGAACGCCUCGACCUGCUCAUCACCGAGAUCAACCGCAAGCUCCGUUAACAAGCCCAAAAUAAAUUAAUUGCUGUAUUUGCCUGAAUUUUUAAGCAAAAAAUAUCAAGUUUUGAUUUUGGUCGGUAAAAAUUCUGGUAAAUGGCGAAAAAUAAAAUACCCACGUGAAUAUUAUUACGUCAUUCAUUACACCGAUAAUUUAUAUAAUAGACUCGUAAUGAUUAUUGCGCUGUCAUAGCUUUAUUUUGUAAUCUGCAUAGGAAUUAACACACGAACUUUUUUAUAAAAGCAGGGUGCGGGCUUUGUUAUUUAUUAAUAAAUAAACAACUGCUGUUUUUAAAAUGGGGGUUUCGUUAUUCAACACACAUCUCGUUUUUCUAAAGCUUUAUACGUUGUUAUUUGGAGUAAAUUUUGUUACGAAUGUAAAUGAAUACAAAAGAGUGAAAAUAACCAAAA
Messenger RNA from Cloeon dipterum, 2333 nucleotides. RefSeq lists its product as uncharacterized. The record is from RefSeq and is a predicted model, not a curated record. Lineage: Eukaryota; Metazoa; Arthropoda; Insecta; Ephemeroptera; Baetidae. The transcript is spliced from 12 exons. Gene Ontology annotation, biological process: protein modification by small protein removal. Bases 153 to 1928 code for a protein of 591 amino acids. Gene Ontology annotation, molecular function: peptidase activity.